Molecule: messenger RNA, 5079 nt
Organism: Centropristis striata (black sea bass)
Lineage: Eukaryota; Metazoa; Chordata; Actinopteri; Perciformes; Serranidae
Product: scavenger receptor cysteine-rich type 1 protein M160-like
Exons: 23
Coding region: 1-5079 (1692 amino acids)
Cellular component (GO): membrane
Source: RefSeq, a predicted model, not a curated record
AUGUGGUUCCUCCUUCUCCUCCUCUACGCGGCUCCCUUUGAGCAGGUGAUCGUAAAAGGCGAGAACAGGCUCAUUCUAGAGAAAGGUAACAACCCGUGUGAAGGCUUCAUGAAAGUCUACCAUGGAGAUAAAUGGGGCUUUAUUGGAUGUCAAGGCUGGAGCGAAGAAGCUGACCAAGUGGUGUGUCGGAGCACGAACUGUGGGGAGCGAGUGAACGGCUCAGAAGAGACGGCUCAGGAGCGCGUUGACCCCGUCCUGCUCAACAACUUAGAGUGCAAAGGAACAGAGCAACACCUGUGGGAGUGUCCUAACCCUGGUUGGGGCAUCCUCGACAUCCAAAAGGGCACCGUGAGGAAAGUUCAAUGCUCAAGUCAAAUCAAAAUAGACCUGGACGGAUUUCGAUGCGAGGGAAUUGUCCGGUUCUCCAGAGAUAAUGGAACGACAUUCACAGGGGUCAUUUGUAGAGAUGGCUUCAGAAAAGAGGAAGCCGAUCAUUUGUGUGAAAGCCUCGGGUGUGGUACGUCCAAGGAAGUGACAACCAGAGAAGCCGAAGGUGUAUCAGAAAGGAUCAAGAUCAACUGUCCCGACCCAGCAAAAAGGAAAAUCGACAAUCUGUGGCAGUGUGCCCCUAAAGUAUCAGCAUGCUCAGAUCCUGCUGCUGUCACAUGCAUAGAUCACGAGAGACUGCAACUCACAGGAAACCCGUCCAAUGUGUGUGCUGGGAAGCUGGAAAAAGAGGAGGGAGACGUCUGGAAACCUGCCAUCAACAUCAAGAGCAAUCGUGAUGUGUGGUGCAAGCAAAUGCACUGUGGCACCCUCAAAGAUCACAGCCCGAGUGCUACUGCUGUAAACCUGGAAUGCUCAGGUGACUCACUUAAUUCAUUUUCAACCCCAGCUUUCCCAUGUUCAACCUCGUGUUGCAGUUUUGGAUCAAAACAUCUAUUCAACCCUCUGAAAUAUUGGGCUAUUAUCGUCAUAGGUGAAGCCAUGGCUAGUGCUACAUCCGAGCUGGAGAACAAUAUUUCUAAACAGUUCUCAGACUUCCGGAGCAAUAUUCAAGAAGAUAUCAAAAAACAACUUGGCGAAAUGAGAUCGGAUAUUAAUCUGAAGAUGGAGGAGACCGUGAAGAAAAUUGAAGCGGUGUCGCAGAGACUGGGGGAAGCCGAGGAACGGGUAGGAGAGGUGGAAACGUUCAGUAUGGAAGUAAACGAAACUUUAAACCAGAUGCAGAAAACUCAACUCCAACUGAAAUCGAAAUUAACCGAACUCGAAGGGCAUUCCCGCCGCAAUAAUAUAAGGAUCUACGGCAUAAAAGAAGGAGCCGAGGGUACCUCCAUGAUUCGCUUCGUGGAGAACCUCAUUCAGACUGAACUGGGUGAGGGCACCGGCCCAGACGAACUUGGUAUUGAACGCGCACACAGAGCACUCGGACCCAGAUCAGCUGAUAAUGGUCCCCCGAGAUCAACGAUCGUUAAAUUCCUGAAAUAUUCAAUGAAAGAGAGGAUUAUCAGCGCAGCGUGGAAAAAACCUAUCAUGGUGGACGGCAACAGGGUGUUUUUUGACCACGACUACGCAACAGCUGUCAUGGAUAAAAGGAGGGAAUAUCUGCCGAUCAAGAAAGUACUGAAAGAGAAGGGAAUCAAGUUCCGCACGCCGAUGACAAAAAUGCGUGUUUUCCUGGACUCGGGGACAGUAACAUAUGAUAACGCGGAUCAAGCCGGAGACGACCUACGAGCAAAGGGGUUCCCGAUCCCACCGAGACCCGAGGGCAGAUCGACGGAGACGGCGCGGCCCCGCUUCAGCUGGGAGCAGGUGAAACAUCCCCGGCGUAGAAACGGCAGGGAUUAUCAACAAAGGAUCCGGGACAAGCUCCGCGGAUUUCAACCGGAGACUGAAACGGACGCCGAGGACUGCCAAGGACACUUUGCUAUCAUUUUAUUUUCCACAGACCAGGUGAAAGUGGUUCUGAUGAAGAAUAAUAAACCCAGUUACUGCUAUGGUGAAGUUCACAUUCAGAAGAACGGAGGAAGUAAAGCCGUGUGUGCCACCGAAUGGGGAAAGACGGAUGCUGAAAUUGUUUGCAAGGAGCUAAAAUGCGGCAGUGUGAUUAGUAUAGAAGCGAGGCGGUCAUCUGCAGCAGGGAUAAUGAAUAAUGUGAAGUGCUCCGGCAAAGAAUCCUCUCUCUGGCACUGCAGAGGCAGCCAUGGAGACGUUUCCUGCAGAAACGUUGCCUACGUCGUCUGUGCAAAUAGUGCAGAGGUGAGACUCGUGGACGGUCCUGAACGUUGUGCUGGCAGAGUGGAGAUCAAGUAUGAUGGUGAAUGGCGAAGGAUCAAUAGAAAUCGAUGGAUUGGAGACAAUUCAGAUGUUGUCUGCGGACAACUGAAAUGUGGGAAAAAAAGAGAUAAUGUUGAAAAAUUCAGCAAGGGUUCAGUCGGGGCAUUUCUGGAUAGGAAUGUACAGUGUAGUAAAGGUGCCAAACAUAUAUCUGAGUGUAUUGCAGAGACCAAACUGAACAACAACCCAUCCGGGGACGAUGCUGUGGGAAUAACGUGUGAAAAGCACAAGAUGCUGUUUCUGCAGGGAGAGGGUGCCUGUUCGGGCAUGGUGGGGAUAGAGCAGGGCGCCAAAACCUCCUGGCUCUCCGGGUCGACGGCGUGGACCCAAGACACGGCAAACGCAGUGUGUCGACAGAAACACUGUGGGGAAGCAAAGACCUUUACCUCCAUCCCAAAUAAUCUGACCGGAGAUGUUUGGACUGAAUCCUACAGAUGCUCAUCCAACGCCACAUCUCUGUUUGACUGUAAACAAGGAACAAAACCGGACGCCAACGACACGAUCGCCACUGUGAAAUGCAAAGGAACAAUCAAUGUGAGCCUGAGCAAUACGUGUUGGGGAACUGUCAAAGCUUGUAUAGAUGGGAAGUGUGGAGGUGUUUGUGCAGAGACCUGGACCCCUGAGAGGUCUAAGCAGCUGUGCAAAAACUGGAACUGUGGGGAAAAUAUCCUGAAGCCGUUCUCAAAGCCUGUCAACCAACCCAUGAUCGUCAAGAGUUUGCAUUCUACAAAGAAUAUAAACAACCUGGACCGGUGCAGCUUCAUCAAAUAUGAUGGAAACGACAACACCUGUAACAAUGAUCCAGCCUAUGUUGUUUGCUCAGGUAGUGUCGAGUGCAGAUUUGAGCCUUCCAGAGACAAAUGUUCUGGAAAUGUGCAGGUCUAUUAUGAAGGAAAGUGGCUCCCAGUUUGCACAAAGGCUCUUGACCCCCAAACACAAAAGACCAUCUGUGAGGAGCUGCAGUGUGGCGAGCCUGUCAAAACGAUUGAACACUUCGGACCUAAAUCACAACCUGUCAUCUCAGAAAUAGUUUGCUCUGAAAAGGACAAGUCAUUAAGAACAUGUACUAUUACUGCUGACUCUGCCGCCUGCAAUCUCGGUGGCCUCCAGUGCUCCAAUUGGGCUAAGAUGGAGGUCACAAAAGGAGCGGCCUGUAGUGGAGCUCUGCAUAUUCUCUCUGAGGGGAAAAAAACUGCUGUUUCCUAUGAGGGCUUCACAGAAAAUGAGGGGGAUGAAAUUUGCCAGAAUCUGAAUUGCGGCACAUUUCAACCAGGGAAUAACCCUUCUUCUUCUCAAGCACCCGAGAAAACAAGCUUCAACUGUAGCAAGAAGCCAAAAAACAUCUGGGAAUGUGACAGCGAAAUCUCGUCGUCUUCAGAGAUGCAAACAGUCUACAUUAAAUGUCAAGAUGAGCCCGAGGUCACCCUUUCAAAUCAUGGUCAGUGUCAUGGUGAAGUGAAGAUAAAUGGCGUUGAGGUGUGUGCCACUGGCUGGAAAGAAGAGUAUUCAACAAAGGUUUGCCAAGAACUGAAAUGUAUUGCCGCUAUCCCUGGUGUUAUCAGUGGUAAAGAAGCUGUGACAGGCAAGAAGUACCACCAUGUGAGCUGUGAGGAGAACCAUCAUGUACUUGGCCAAUGCAAGAGAUUUGAGGGAACGUGUUCUGGGCAGCUGGUGUCUGUGUACUGUGUUCGCAAUAUCGAGUUCAACACUACAGAACAUUGUGGAGGUCAGAUUGAAAUCAAUUAUCGAGAUCGGUGGGAAAAAGUUUGUCCCCCUGUGUUAUUUCCCUCCAACUUGAAGACAGAGCUGUGCAAAAAAUUGAUUGAUAAAAAUGGUAUGGCAUGUGGUGGUCACAAUAGCAGCAUGAAGGAUUCAACAAAGAGCGAUUCGGUUGAUAUUUCCACAACACUGACUUGCACAAACAAGCACAAUGACAUCAAGUACUGUGUCGAGCACAAGAUUUGUACAAAGUCCAAACCAGCUGAAAUCUACUGUAAUGGUUAUGUGGCCACAGUAGUAAAACCCCCUCCAGUCCCAGGACCCCCACUGGUGCCUAUCUUACUGGGAGUGGGAUUUCUUCUGGUUCUGGUGAUUCUGAUUGUUCUGUUUAUACGGUUUUACAAGAAAGGCAAAAAAUACGAAUUUAAUACCUCAUCGAGAAUGUUUUCAAGGCACGAAGAGGAGGAGACGAGAGGAGGAGACGAAAUGGAAGACUUGACUCGCAGCAGAUUCAGAUCAGAUGGUGAAGUCGUCAUGGAGACGGACGAUGUCAUCGAUGAUGCUCAGGCCCUGACGCCUCAGAACGCCACGUCUGUCUCAGAAAACAACUACAUCAAUGAGGGAGCACUUGAUCGAAGCUCAGGAAAACCGAAGCUGAAGUCCACCCUUAGCCCCCAAACCGCAUCUGAAAGCAACGCCGCGGUACCUUUUGGAUUAGUGCUGGGGGAGGACGACUACCUGGUGCCAGGCCAGGAUGGGUGUCAUGUCAUUGGUCAAGGCACCUUUGACCCCACAGGAGGUCCACUGGCCUGCUAUAAAGGAGACAGUCCUCCCUGUCUUCUCGCUCUCUCUCCAUCGCUGCUCUCUCUCCACCGCUCCUGCUUGGGGAAGCAGAUCCAGAGGCCUGGAUCCACCAGCCCUACCCCCUCACCCCCGCAGAGUCCUGCUGAGUGUCUCUACACCAUCAUUGCAGCCGGGGAAUUACUGUAUCGCUGUAGCUUCAGAUUCACCACACAGACAUGA